AUGUCUGCAGAGAAGAAGACAAAGAAGAAGAAGCCUGAGUCUGAGACUGCAGAGACCAAUGGAGUAGAUGCCAAACCAAAGAAGACAAAGAGUAAGAAGAGCGCAGAUGGAGAAAGUCCAGCCACACAGAAUGGUGAAAAAGUAAAGAAAAAGAAGCCAGACAAAGACAAAGAUAAGGAGAAGGAGAAAGACAAAGACAAAGAAGGAACGAAAGACAAGGCAGAAGCGAAAAAGAAAACAAAAAGUGCACCAAAGAAGAAGAAAAGUGUAUCAGAUGACGACGAUGAUGACGAUGAUGAGGAAGAGGAUACUCCACAGAAAAAGACCAAGAAGAAGACCACAAAGGACAGUGAGAAAGACUCAAAGGACAAGGACAAGAAGUCUAAAUCUUCUAAAGAGGACAAAGACAAAGAUGGCGACAAGGGGAAGAAGAGCAAGAAGAAAGGAGAGGAGCCCGCCUCCAUGUUUCAGAUCAAUGGGGGCGGGGGCAAGGCAGACACUAAGAAAGACAAAAAGAAAGCUGCCAAGUCUGACAGCAGUGAUGAGAGCGAACCUGAGACCAAGUCCAAAAGUAAAAAGAAGUCCAGCUCCAACGCCAACCCAGCAUCCAUGUUUACAACGGGAGGAGGAGACAAAGAUAAGGACAAGGACAAAGACAAGAAGAGCAAGAAAAAAGCCAAAGCAGAAGAGAGCGAGUCUGAAUCUGAGUCUGAGGUGAAAGAGAAAAAGAAGAAAGGCAAAGGGAAGAAAGGAAAGAAGGAGAAGGAGAGACCACCGACCCCUCCCGAGUUUGACGACCUGGAGCAGUUUGUCCUGCAGCCGGCGCCACAAGGCACAACAGUGAGGUGUAAGGUGACUCGCGACAAACGAGGAAUGGACCGGGGCUUCUACCCCACCUACUAUCUCCAUCUGGACUACGAGAAGAAACAAGUCUUCUUAUUGGCCGGUAGGAAGAGGAAGAAGAGUACCACUUCCAACUACCUGAUCUCCAUCGACCCCACCGACCUCUCGCGAGGAGGAGAGAACUUUGUUGGCAAGUUACGCUCCAACACCAUGGGAACCAAAUACACCGUGUUUGACAACGCCCAGCAUCCAGACCGGGCGCUACCAGACAUGUCAAAUGCACGGCAGGAACUGGCUGGAAUCAUAUAUGAAACUAAUGUUCUGGGGAUGAAGGGACCGAGGAGGAUGACUGUCAUCAUCCCAGGAAUGGACAAAGAAGGGGAUCGUGUGCCCAUCCGACCUCGCCAUGACAACGACGGCAUUCUGAUUCGCCACCUGAACCGGAGGAUGGACAACAUGAUCGAGCUCAACAACAAGACGCCGGUGUGGAACGAGGAGACGGCGUCUCACGUGCUCAACUUCAACGGCCGCGUCACGCAGGCCUCCAUCAAGAACUUCCAAAUCGUCCACAACAAAGACCUGGAUUACAUCGUGAUGCAGUUUGGGAGGGUGGCGGAUGAUGCCUUCACUCUGGACUACAACUACCCUAUGUGUGCAGUGCAGGCUUUUGCCAUCGCCCUCUCCAGUUUUGACGGCAAGAUAGGCUGCGAGUGAUCCAGGCAGCCACCCCUGACGUCAUCCCGUCCCUCCAGCUUCCAGAACUGUGCUCUCACCUACGACAGUAUAGAAAACUAUGAACUCGCACAACCGCAGAAAGAAAACCCCUCCAAACGUCAUUACGGCACAACGCAGAAGAAUCGUGACAGGACGGGAUGGGAUUGACGGGUGGAUUGUGAGUGACCCCUGGUGGACAUUGAAUGAAAGUGUUCAAUCUUGCGUCUCGUGGUUGAGGAGAGGAGUAGAGCAACUCUGCCCUGGUUGUUAUGAAGCUGUUUAGUGCACUGCUCCUAUGGCUGACGGACAUUGAGAGAAGACAAGAGAGUAUGUGUGUGAUUGACUAAGUUGCCUAUGCUGUCAUUUGAUGGUUUGUUUUUUCUAUAAUCUUUCAUGUGUUCAGCACUUCUGUACCUGCUGAAAAUGUGGGAUGUAUACCUAUAUACUGUAUAUUUUGGGCAAAUCUGUUUUCUGUUACACACAUGGCACUGCACUGAAAUAACAUGAUGUCUGUCAAGUGGAUCAUUACCGCUGUGGUCACUUUGUGGUGCACAUUCAUCAAAAGCAAGUUUAUUUAUUUCGAGACCAUUCUUGUUAUCUGCAUAUACUUAUAUAUUUUUGGUAUAUGUAUUCCCACUGCCGUCAUUGUUUGAGUGUGUGUCACAGCGUGUG
Molecule: messenger RNA, 2229 nt
Organism: Engraulis encrasicolus (European anchovy)
Lineage: Eukaryota; Metazoa; Chordata; Actinopteri; Clupeiformes; Engraulidae
Product: tubby-related protein 1-like
Exons: 12
Coding region: 1-1557 (518 amino acids)
Biological process (GO): protein localization to cilium
Cellular component (GO): cilium
Molecular function (GO): actin filament binding
Source: RefSeq, a predicted model, not a curated record